UUCAUUUUAGUAAUAUUUUAGUUGCUAUUUCAAUAAAUGGUAAUUACUGACACCUCCUCAAGAUGAACUGUUUAAGAGAAAAACAACGGAAAACCAACCCAUUAGUGAGAAACAACUUUCUUGUAAACAUUUUUUUUAUGUAAGAAAAAAAAGUGCAAAUAUUUUGAAACAAGUUCAACAUUUUAGUGACACGGCGGAGAUUUUUUAUGAAGGUCUUAAGAAAACACUUGAAGAAAAAGAUAUAUAUGAAAUACUUCCAUCACAUAAAUCUGAAAAAUUGGACAGUAAACUGGAACAAGUAUGGACAAAACAAAAAGCCUUUACGAUAACAUCUUUAUUAUUAAAAUGUUUUGGAUUUCAUUACUUCCUCCUUGUUUCAACCCAGUUAUUUAUGAUAAUUGAAACAAUAUUGUUUCCAAAAGCCUUAAAACAAUUUAUAUCAUGUUUUGCCAAUUUUUCGAAAUCAGAUGGCUACUUUUAUGGAUUCGCCUUAAUUCUUCUGUCAUUUGUCAGUACUUUGUACAAAGAGAAUUGUUUGAGAUUGUUUUCACUGUUUGCAAUUAAAUUACGAGCAUCAUUUACCUCAUUAUUUUACAGAAAAGUUUUAAAAAUGAAUCUUUCACUCAGUAAGGUCUCGAUGGGCAAAAUACUAACAUUGAUUACAAGAGAUGUUAACGAGUUGGAAACUUCUGUAAUGUUUGUUACUUACAUGGUUAUUUCUUUUAUUCGUGUAAUAAUGACAACUUUGUUGAUUUAUUUUGAAGUUGGAUGGUUGGUGGUUGUUCUUAUUGGAAUCUUUGUUGGGGUAUCUUUAAUUCAAGUCAUCGUCACAUUUGGGGCAAGUCAAUUUAUGAGGGGUUUUUCACAUAAGUUAGAAAGUGAUUGGAUAAAAGCAGAGCAAGACAUCAUAAAUCUUGUAAAUCACAAUCUGACUUUAAACACUACUUAUGAGGAAGCGUUAAAAAUACGAUCACUAUGUUUUUUCUGUUUCCUGUUUGUAUGAGUGUAAUAUCAUUGCUUUUAAUUUUGAAAGGCAGCAUUUUUUAUCUUGUCAUGACACGAAAAGCUUCACUUAAUCUGCAUACACUUAUGUUUAGAAGAAUUAUCAACGCUUCGAUAGAGUUUUUUGAUGACCGAUUUCUGGGAAAUAUUUUAAAUAGAUUUUCUGAAGAUUUGCUUUAUGUUGACGAAAGGAUACCAACCUCGUUGUAUUUUGUGUUUGAGUGUUUCAUGGAGAUGAUAGGAGUAGCUAUUUUAAUGACGACGGUCAAUGUUACAUUCCUCAUUUUUUCCAUUAUCUUUAUCGCAACACUUUUUUUGACGACUAUUCUUUAUUUGAAAGUGGCAAAUGCAUUAAAACGACUAGAACUUUCAACUCGUAGUCCAUUAGUCGGCCAUAUAAAUGCAACUUUUGAAGGACUUUCGACUAUAAAAGCAUCACGAGUUGGAAAUAUUCUUCAAAAAGAGUUCGACAGACAUCAAGAUUUGUACACAUCUGCAUCAAUCAUCUACGUGUGUUGUUUCAAAGCUUAUGGAUUUGUUACACACGUCUACAAUACAUUAUUUCUAGCUUUCAUAAUUUUUUACUUUUUAUUCAUAGACAAAAAUGCUGACGUCGCAACUGUUGGUCUUGUCAUUACCCAAGCUAUGCUUUUUACCAAAGCACAAGAUAUAGGAUUUCGCAAAUUCGCAAAACUUGACAAUGAGAUGACAGCAGUGGAUCGAGUCCUCGAAUACACAAAACAAAAACAAGAAAACAAACAAGGAAUGUUUGUAGAAAAUUGGCCCAAAAUUGGCGAAAUCAAAUAUGAAAAUCUUUCUUUUGCUUAUGGCACUAAACAUGUUUUAAAAGAUUUAAAUUUUACAGUCAAGCAUGGAGAAAAAAUUGCUGUUAUUGGACGUAGCGGAGCUGGGAAAACAUCUCUGAUUUUAACACUUUUGCGAUUAUAUAAAACUGAAGGAAAAAUUUUGAUUGAUAGUAAUGAUAUUGCAACUCUUCCGAUGGAUCUUUUGAGAGAAAAUAUUUUAGUAGUACCUCAAGAUCCGUUUCUAUUUACUGGAACACUUCGAGAAAACGUUGAUUUGAAAAGGACUUACUCCGAUGAUCAAAUUUGGGAGGCUAUCACUAAAGUCGGCUUAAAAAAUCUUUUUUGUAGUUUAGACAAUGAAAUUAAUAGUAAUUUAGAGUUGAGUGUGGGUCAACAACAGUUGAUUUGUCUGGCUAGAGGCCUCAUCCGUAAAAAUAAAAUUGCAAUUUUUGAUGAAAUUACUGCAAAUGUCGAUUCGGAAACAGAAGAGAUGAUUUAUAAAAUCAUUCAAGAGAAUUUUGAUUCUUGUACUGUAUUUAUGAUCACACACAAAAUGCGUUAUGUGAGAGAAUGUGACAAAAUUAUGGUCGUAGACAAGGGAAAUGUUGUAGAAUUUGCAAAUUUGGCAGUAUUAUUGGAAAAUAAAAAAGGGGUAUUUUACAACAUGUUCACUGCCAAUGAACAACGAUAA
Tribolium madens (black flour beetle) is the source of this 2499-nucleotide messenger RNA. Its product is annotated as probable multidrug resistance-associated protein lethal(2)03659. Lineage: Eukaryota; Metazoa; Arthropoda; Insecta; Coleoptera; Tenebrionidae. The transcript has 7 exons. Gene Ontology annotation, cellular component: membrane. Gene Ontology annotation, biological process: transmembrane transport. The record is from RefSeq and is a predicted model, not a curated record. The coding region runs from base 976 to 2499 and encodes 507 amino acids. Gene Ontology annotation, molecular function: ATP binding; ABC-type transporter activity; ATP hydrolysis activity.